This is a messenger RNA of Fusarium oxysporum Fo47, 765 nucleotides long. RefSeq lists its product as uncharacterized. The record is from RefSeq and is a predicted model, not a curated record. The transcript is spliced from 2 exons. Bases 1 to 765 code for a protein of 254 amino acids. NCBI's taxonomy places the organism in Eukaryota, Fungi, Ascomycota, Sordariomycetes, Hypocreales, Nectriaceae.
AUGAAUCAAGAGAGACGCGAGCAGAUCACAGCCGCUCUUCGCCAGUAUCGUGAAACGGUAUUGCAGCACAAUUUGUUCUUGCUCUGUACCCUAGUAGAAAAGGUCGAAGCCCAGCCUGCUCCGCCGAAUUGUCCAGAAUCCGUCGCACAGGAGCUACGAAUGCAAGCUAUCAAUGAACUCAUAGAGGUUCCUGAGUCUAUCAAAUUGCCACGAUAUGUCCUUGAUGAGGGUGUAAUCUCUUUAUUGAUCUCGUCGGCCUCACUGGAAGGUGUGGAUGACGACCCAGUCGACCCCUCGCGAAGAAGAGAAUACUUCGCCGGCCUCAAGGCAAAGAUUGAAGAGAGGGGAGUGGAGGCUGCCGAAUUUCCGUCGUCAGAUUUGGAGUACCUCUGCACACUUUUCGACUUCAUCACCCCUCUACGACGCGGAAAGAUAAAGGACAUGAUGGAGGCUGUCGGUGUACCAGUACGGAAUGACGCAGGAGAAGUGGAACACAAUCAACUCACGUGGCUCUGGGAGGAAUGGGAGAUUGCCAUAGCGUUCAGGAUUGGUGGUGGUCCUCGCGGUUGGGGUGGCUCAUACGCCCUGUACUGCAAGAAUAAGGACAGAGAGCAAUGGAAAUGGAGAUAUGGAGUUCAUGAUGAAGAGUGGUAUAGCGAUGUCCAUGAGAAUGUCGAGGGACUUUUCGGCUUCUAUGCUCACUUUAAUGAGCAAACUGAGGAAGAGCUCGAGGAUGACAUAACUAGCUUGUCAGCACUCGUAUGA